Molecule: messenger RNA, 2529 nt
Organism: Marchantia polymorpha subsp. ruderalis
Lineage: Eukaryota; Viridiplantae; Streptophyta; Marchantiopsida; Marchantiales; Marchantiaceae
Source: the annotation of a GenBank genome assembly
GUCGAUAGGUUCCGUUCACACGGAAUGCGAAGGACAAAUUGUGAAGGUUAGGCUCUUUCGGAAACAGGAAAGCAACUCUCGUUGCAGAAGCCCAAGCUAGCUCACGAUUCGACUUGGACGAACACUGGCAGAUAUUGCAGGGUCACGGUGCAGCAUUCACCCGAAAAGUUUGUGAAGUGAGACAUCAUGAAUUUAACGAAUGAGGGACCAUCCGAUUUGAUGUUCGUGAUUAGUUUAAAAGGCUCCGCAAGCCUGAGCGAGAAGUGUUAAUCGAAAUGUCCACAUUGCAUAUUUUGAACAAGCAGCAGAUCCAGAUAUCCGAAUCAACCGCUCAGAACGCGGACCACCGACACAUUUCUUCCGUGGCGAAAGGUCAAGCACGAGCAGGUGACGAGUCCCAAGACAACUAACUCUCUCUCGUCACCGGAUCCAGAAACUGACUCGCAACUCCAAUCGGUAUUUCCCGCUUGCUGAAAUUCUAUUUCUCAAAUCCCACGGAACCAGUAUCUGACGGCGAAUCGAGCACAGCCAACGAACCCAGCAGCAGAAAUACAGAGUGGCCUGAUCAUGAGCGACCUCAAGGACACGUCGCUUCCAUCUGUCUCGUUGGAGACAAUAUCAACAACUGCACAAGUGAAACCAUUGAGCGAAGAUGAGGGACAAAGCCCAAAGAAGCCUUGGAUCUGGCAACCGAGUUACGAGGACGAAUCAGAUUACCUCGACGCCUGGAAUGAACCGAGUUGGAGCAAGGAAGACGCUCCGAAGCCGGACCGCGGGCUACCGAGGGCCGGCGAAGAGACGAUAUGGACAGACGACGGAUCGGGAUGGAAACUGUCGGAGGAGGAGAAAAUCAAUUUCUCGUAUGUCAAGCCCGGCUACCCGGUGAACGGAUUCCGACCCCUUCCGGGGGAUAUAAUAAUCCACCGAGGACGAGCUCCAUGCACAGCCCGACGUCCGGGAGGGUUCGUUUCCAUCUACAAGGGCGACGUGACGCGCCCCGCCGAUCCGGCAGACGGCGCAGGCGCCGGCACCGUGACGUACGUGACGCACAGAUUCUACGACGGAGAGAUCGUCGUGCGCUUCGGUCAGGUGAAGAAAACCGGCCCCGACGACUGGUCGUGGGUGCCGCAUCGUAAGGCGGAGGUUUUCGUUCAUAGGACCGACCGGAAUCCAGGCCAGUGGAAUUUAGCCAGCAGGUUGACAAGUAAGCCACCGGGCCCUCCCGUGUAUCGCUACGAUCCACGGUGGUACGCCGUCGGGUUCCCGGCUAAGCCAAACGGCCAGCAGUUUCAGGUCCGGGAGGGAGAUUUCUUCCUGCGGCUCAAUACUGCGUUCAACAAACCGGGUCCGCCGGGCUACUACGUAAGCAGAGUGGAGAACUGGAUCAACCGGAAUUGGUACGCUGCCGCAUUCUACGACCCGAAGACUGGCAUGGACUGGCCGAAACUGAAGCCUCAUGAUAUGAUUUUGCGAGCCAGCCACAGUCUCGUCCAAGGGACCGUUGUUGCCAUCGCUGAGCUCUUCUGGCGAGGCGAAAGCAGGGACUCCGAGGAAUGGAUUUUUCAGGGCAGGGACAUGCACUUCUUCGGCGGUUCCGUAAAUGAAGAGAAUUUGGACAAGUUUACGGCUUCGGCAGCGACCUAGUUCCAGCACAUUGCUCGGUAAUCGACCGGUCUUUCGGCUGCCUGUGUUGCGGACAUCAGUGAACAGGAAAACUAGGCCUGGAAAAUUUUCGAUGUUUCCGAUUUCGUCGAGCCUUCAGUUCCAUUUUCUUCGGACUCAGAGAAUGAUAUAAGAUAAUGAUAGCUCGACUCAAGAUCAUGAUGAAUGUGAAUACAAAUUCGUCCUCGUGCAUACAGUUUCAUGGAAACACUGUACAUGGUCUCACUAAGAGAGACAGGGAUAACAGAAACUACUUGGAGUCCACUGUUCUUUGUAAGACAAGAAUUUUCCAUGACUGAAAGAACUGGUAGAAGGCUACAAGACGGGUUCAAGCUCUGUGAGAAGGAAGUAGAAAAAACGUGUGUUCUUGAGACAGGAUAACAGAAACGACUUGAGUCCACUGUUCUUUGCAAGACAAGAAUCUUCCAUGACUGAAAGAACUGGUAGAAGGCUACAAGACGGGUUCAAGCUCUGUGAGAAGAAAGUAGACAAAACGUGUGUUCUUGAGACAGGAUAACAGAAACUACUUGAGUCCACUGUUCUUUGCAAGACAAGAAUCUUCCAUGACUGAAAGAACUGGUAGAAGGCUACAAGACGCGUUCAAGCUCUGCGAGAAGAAAGUAGAAAAAACGUGUGUUCUUCAUAGUGAAACAAACUCAUUGUCAGUCAAAAUCUAACAAGAAGUAGUAACUCACGAGUCGUUUGGUUUAUAACAUUCCGUCCUUGAAUAUAAAUAUCAAUGUUUAGUAUAAGAAGUAUUUACUUAACAAAAAUUUACCUAGAGUGGUCGAAAUGUUGAAUGUACCGUACUUGCAACCUUUAGAGAUGCACGAGAAAUUUCUUAAUUUGGUUGUAUUUAGGAAUCAG